UAAAAGAAGAUAUAAGCAAAUCACAACUUGUGGCUGUGAGUCAUGGAAGAGAUGAACAAGCCGUUUGGCUCUCUAACUCUUUGAUCUCCAUCUCUUUUUUUCUCUCAUCACCACGUACUCGAUCCCCAAUAAUGGCUACUUCCUUCAAUUUCCCAACUUUUCAAGCCCACCAUCCUCUUCACAAAUCCAACUUUCUUGGGCACACCAACUUCAUUCACAAAUCAUCAUCUUCUUCUUCUUUCCCAAAGCAAUCAUCAAAUCAAAUCAUAAUUAGCCCCCCAUGUGCAAAGUUCAACCUUUUUGAAAUCUUGGGUGGCAGAGGCCUACUAGGUGAAGAAGGCCUUCAAGAAGAACUAAAGAAAACUCCACCAGAAGCCUCACCACCACCACCACCAUCAUCAGCAACAGCAGCCAAUGACCAAGAAAAUGCUGCCACAUUUCCUGAAGAUGGUUUUGAAAAAGAGUUACUAGGCCUAACUGGUGGAUUUCCUGGUGGCGAAAAAGGCCUUCAAGAUUUCAUUGAAAAAAACCCACCUCCUAAAAAACCAUCAACAACAACAACAGAAGCUGGUUUUAAUCAAAAAAUGGUUGGUAAACCGAAAGCACCCGAAUUGCCAUUGCUGAUGCCAGGAAUGAUUGCAAUUGUCAAGAAUCCAAAUAGUCCUUAUCAUAUGUAUUGUGGGAUUGUGCAAAGGAUAACUGAUGGCAAGGCUGGUGUGUUAUUUGAAGGUGGGAAUUGGGAUAGGUUGAUUACUUUUAAGUUGAAUGAGCUCGAACGUCGUGAAAAGGGACCGCCCAUGGUUAGCCCGAGAUCGGUUAUGCUUGAAGACCUUGUAAAAGAGAGUAGCUCUUGAUCAUGUGUGGUUUAUAUAUAGUUUCUAUUUCUAUGGAAUAACUUAUUUAAUUUGUAUGUACAAAUGAUGAUGUUUGUGUUUCUAUAUGUAUCAUGUAUAGAGUUCUAUACAAAUAACCUAUGUUGUAUUGUUUUUUAUAACAAAAUAAGAUGAUGAAAUCCAACAUAAGAUUUGAAAA
Molecule: messenger RNA, 1032 nt
Organism: Erigeron canadensis
Lineage: Eukaryota; Viridiplantae; Streptophyta; Magnoliopsida; Asterales; Asteraceae
Product: NAD(P)H-quinone oxidoreductase subunit S, chloroplastic
Exons: 1
Coding region: 132-854 (240 amino acids)
Biological process (GO): photosynthetic electron transport chain
Source: RefSeq, a predicted model, not a curated record